This is a messenger RNA of Moneuplotes crassus, 2087 nucleotides long. The record is from the annotation of a GenBank genome assembly. Lineage: Eukaryota; Ciliophora; Spirotrichea; Euplotida; Euplotidae.
AUAAUAUAAAUACUGGCAAGUAUGUUGCAAGACCAUAUUGUGUAUUGUUCUACUAAAAGGAACAGAACCCGGGUAGUACUCAAGAAGAGAAAGAUCACCAGAGUUGUUAUCGAGAAGUCCCAAUUAUAUGAUAAAUCUAUUUUCGAAACUUACCAUUUUCCUCGGAUCAGAAAGGAAGCUCAAUACGAGAUUGACUCCCUCCAGCAGAAGAAUUGGAGGGUGAGGCCAGACACUCCAUGUGCUUGCCAGCCGCAUAAAUAUCAUUGAACUAGUAUAAACUGACAAUUUUUGGAUAUUAAGAAGAGUUUAAUUGAAGAAUUAUCUGUAAAAGCUUCACUUCCUUUUGCUGAUGAAAUGUUCACCCUUACAGAUACCCAAGAGUCGAAAGAUAUGGUUAUUACUAUAAACACUCUGAGGGAUAUUGCUGAAGAGUCUCCUGGGCUACCCCAAACAGAGGAGAAUUGAAAGAUUUUUGGCCAUGAUAAUAAUUAUAAAAUCCUCCUACAGCCCACUAAGAAUAUCUGGAAAUUGUUCUACAGCAUCUUGAAAGAAAAAUCUAGAGAAUCACUGAAGAAAUCUUACUGGGUGACCAUCCCAGGCGAUGGUCAGUGAACCCAUUCUACUUGUGACAGAAAAUGUCCGAUCAAGUCUUUCAUUAAAACUAAAAUAUCCCAAGGUGGUGAUUUCAGCCCAGUCAAUGUUGUUGUAAAGAUUAAGGACUGUAAGUUGCUGAUAAAUCAGGAUCAGGUGAAACCUCUGGAAUUAUGGGAUACUCAGAAAGAACUUGCUCGUUCAGAGCAGUCAUCCGCUUGCACUAGCUUCAGAGCAAGCCAGCUCGAAGAGAGUAAAAAUAUUAACGCAAGGAUUAAAUUUGAAGAGUUUGAGAUCCUUGAUGUUUUUGAUGAAUGUCCAGCUGAUAAAACAGAUCAAACCUUCCUCGAGCGAGAUAAAGAUUUUAUGAAUUGGUAUGGGCAUAUGAUCUACUCAAAGACUAAAUUCAACAUAAACCUGCCUAAUAAAUACGAAAUUCCUGGAUUUCAAGAAGCAUUAGACCUCAAGCCCUCUAAGGUAGAAUCCUUCACUGAUAUGUCAGUAGUCAAUCAAGAUAUUAUUGAAGAGUUCCUCAACGUCAGCGAAAAAGAGGAAAAGGAGAUUCUCAGCGAAGAGAUUGACAUAGCAGACUAUCAUAUGGAUAAGAUCGAGGAUAAAAUUGAUGAUAAAAUCUUUGAUGAUGAUGCUCCAUUUCAGAUGUCUCAAGAACCUCAUUCAAUCUCUCCAAAUCCUUUACACAGCUUUGAGUCACAAGAUGGAAUAGUUAAAGUAGAAGGAUCUCAGAUGUCAGCUCCUGUCCAAAGACUUUUACCCCAAAAGGCUCCUAGACAGACAGCUGGGUGUAAAUAGAGAUAUCUUUAAUAUCAUGAAAUUUCCUAGGAAAUUCAAACCAAGCAAGAGAUUAUUCCUACCUUCAAACAAGAAGCCAAAAGGCAGUAAACCAAUUUUUCAAGUCUUCUCGACUCCAUCUAGGCCACAGGUUCCAGAAAAACUAGUGCGUAAGAGAGAAGUCAAAGAAAUUGACAAAAGUGUUGAGAGCAUACUUAAAACGUAUAAGCAAAAAGUUAAUAUUCAUAAACUUAUUUUCUAUCCAAAGCGUGAAGACCUUGACCAGAGAAGGAGUCUUCAAGAGUUUUAUAAUGCUGAAGAAACCGUGUUUGAGAAUAAGAAAUUGAUAAAGGAAGGUAUCCUACAACUUAUGCAGCUAAGGGAACCUCCGUCAAUCUCAAUGAAGCAAUAUCUUGGAGAAGUAACUCCAGAAAAACUUAAAUAAGAUCCAAGGUGAUGCAUAUAGUAAUAGCUUAGUCAGUAAGAAGCAGAGAAAAGCAUUUAAGUUUGAGCCAGAUUAUAGAAUUGCCCACCUUCCUUUAUGCAAAGAGGGUACUAUCCUCUCCCAAUGAGCCCCUCCUUUACUAGAUAGCAGAGGAGAUCCCAGUCUAAAGAGCAGCAGUCAAACCAAGAUUGAGAAUAUCCCUAAAGAGGAACUGAAGAAAGUCAACAUGGCGGAUAUCUUAUCUAAGAUUUUGCACACUUAA